Messenger RNA from Vicugna pacos (alpaca), 1550 nucleotides. The record is from RefSeq and is a predicted model, not a curated record. Lineage: Eukaryota; Metazoa; Chordata; Mammalia; Artiodactyla; Camelidae.
GCGCCGAAAGCUCCACUGAGGCAGCAUCUGCAGCCGUGCUCUCCGGUCCCUGAGCGAGAAACUGUCGUGAUGGCCACCCAGUCUUCCUGUGAGAAGCAGAAGCCACAGCAGGGCCCUGCUCAAGGCCGCCGCCGUGCUUCUGCGCCAGACCCUGCUCAACGCCGCGGCCGUGCUUCUGCACCAGACCCUGCUCAAGGCCGCCGCCGUGCUUCUGCGCCAGACCCUGCUCGACGCCGCGGCCGUGCUUCUGCGCCAGACCCUGCUCGACGCCGUGGCCGUGCUUCUGCGCCAGACCCUGCUCAACGCCGCGGCCGUGCUUCUGCGCCAGACCCUGCACAACGCCGCCGCCGUGCUUCCAGUCCGGGCGCUGCUCAACACCGCCGCCGUGCUUCUGCGCCAGAUCGUGCUCAAGGUCGCCGCCGUGCUUCCAGUCCGAGCCCUGCCCAACGCCGCCGCCGUGCUUCCAGUCCGGGCUCUGCUCAACGCCGCCGCCGCCGCCGUGCUUCUGCAUCAGGCCCUGCUCAGCGCCGCCGUCGUGCUCCCGCGCCAGGCCCUGCGCUCAACAAUCACGCCAACCCGCCAGGCCCUGCCCUCCGAAUCCGCGCAUCCGGGCCAAGCCCUGCCCUCCGAAGGAGCAGCGCUAAUCCAGGCUUUGUCCUCCGGAGCCGCGCUAAUCCAGGCUUUGUCCUCCGGAGCCGCGCCACCCAGCGAAGGUCUGCGUCUAGCAGCCGCUCCUCUCGGCGCGGGCCUGCUGGCCAGAGCCCUUCAUCCCCUGCUUUUGCCUUAGGAAGGCUUGUCUUCCAGAGCAGCUCAAGCUCUCCUGAUUCUGAGGUCUCAAGCUUUGCUUCCCAGCAGGGUUGGCAUGCAGUCCGUAUGCGUGCUUCCUCACCCUCACCUCCCGGUAGGUUGCGUCCUUUCCCUCAGCCUUAUGGUGAGAAUUUCUCCUCCUCUUCAUCCUCCUCUUCCUCCUCUUCCUCUCUCUUACCCCGUGAGUCUUCUGACCAGAGGCCCUCCUCCUCCCCCUCUAAUUUUUCUAGCCAGAGUUCCUCCUCCUCUUCUCAGUUUCCUGGCCUGGGCUCCAUCUCCACUCCUAGCCCUGCUACCCUUAGGCGCAUCUUGCUGCCAGAGUUUGAAGUGCUGAGCCCUGUCUCUUCAGAAGAGACAGCUGAAAUGGGGAGCACUCCUCCCUCUUCUCCACCUCCUGUGCUGUGAUUCUCCAUGAGCAUCCUCACAAGGCCCCCAGAAGUAAUCACCAUCCACCCACUGCCCUGAAUGGGUUGCCUGCUCCGUGGUUACUUGUGAGGUUUACAGGUGUUCUAUCCAACUUAACCAACUUGAGUGGUUUUGAAGUUGUUGUUUGGAGAGGCAGUUUUGAAGCCUCUUCUCCCCCACAAUGGCACUACCUAGCACUUAUUUGCUGUUGGCACUUGAUUCCAGGCCCCCUUCUCCCCCAAAAGGGGCUGUCUUUGCCCCUAAGCAGAGAUUGCCUUUUCCAAGUUGUUUUUCUAAAAUGAAAUCUUUGAGUGAAUAAAAUUUAAAUGUUGAUUUCA